Molecule: messenger RNA, 738 nt
Organism: Arabis nemorensis
Lineage: Eukaryota; Viridiplantae; Streptophyta; Magnoliopsida; Brassicales; Brassicaceae
Source: the annotation of a GenBank genome assembly
AUGGUGAAGAAGACAAUGUCGUCUCUGAAACUGAUGUGUGAGAAUGAUAUGAUUGAACAACGACAGAAAAUCGAUUCCUUUAUGGCUAUGCAUUUCCAGAGAUCGAGAGAUUCUCCGUUGGAACGAGCUCAAGCCACUUCUCGAAGCCAAGUGAAGAACCGUAAAGAGGCUAGGCAAAUCGAGAUAAGCAAUUCGUUAACUGCUACACAAUCUAGAAUUGAAGUGCUUAGAAGAACCUUGAACUUACAAAGGUCUAAGAGAGAUGAGCAUAAGGCAAUUAUCUCUCAACAGUUACAAGGUUUAUCGGCAUCCACUGACAAUACUGGCAAAGUCAUUGAAGGUGAAGCAGAUAUCCAAGAAGCCAUCUCGUGGUACAAUCAGGUUCUUGGUUUUGACGUUGAAGCUGGACAUGGAGUUAAAUUCACAUUCGUCAACAUCGAUGCAAACAAUCCGAGUCGCGAAUUUUCAUUCACAGUGCACUACGGUGAUGGCUUUUACACACUAUUGGAUUGUGACCCGAAAUUGAAUGACAUCGAAGAGCUGCUUCAGGAACUGAAUGGUACCAAUAAUCUUUUCAGAUUUGUUCGUCUAAUGAAGGACGGAUUCGUGAAAGCGACCUUACCUAGGUUGUCAAUACACUCAGAAAAUCUGCAUCAGGAAACUUCAGUCGUGCCUGCAUCGGCCUCAGUUAUGUCGAAUUCGAGUGACACAAGCAUUCCUGCUCCAGAGAACAAGUGA